CUGGGAGCCGGGCGGGGAAACUUCGGGAGGAGCCGGGACGGCGGGUUGAGCGGCGGCCGCAGCUGCAGCAGGACGGCCCGCGGGCGGCUCGGGGCCGCUCGCCGGGAACCUCGCGGGGCGGCCGGGCGCCGCACCCCGUGCCUGUCUGGCUGCGCCCCGGGAAGGCCGCCGGCGCGCGACGGCACCAGCAGCAUGAGCAGCGGCUACAGCAGCCUGGAGGAGGACGCCGAGGACUUCUUCUUCACCGCCAGGACCUCCUUCUUCAGGAGAGCGCCCCAGGGCAAGCCCCGCGCCGGCCAGCAAGAUGUGGAGAAAGAGAAGGAAACUCACAGUUACCUCAGUAAAGAGGAAAUCAAAGAGAAGGUUCACAAGUACAACUUAGCUGUCACAGACAAGUUGAAGAUGACCUUGAAUUCAAAUGGGAUUUACACUGGCUUCAUUAAAGUGCAGAUGGAACUCUGCAAACCUUCACAGGCUUCUCCCAGCCCUGGGAAACUCGCUCCUAGUAGCAACGGCUGCAUGAACACACUUCAUAUCAGCAGCACAAACACCGUGGGAGAAGUGAUCGAGGCCUUGCUCAAAAAGUUUCUUGUGACAGAGAGCCCAGCCAAAUUUGCACUUUAUAAGCGCUGCCACAAGGAAGACCAAGUCUACGCCUGUAAACUCUCAGACCGGGAGCACCCUCUCUACCUGCGUCUGGUGGCAGGACCCAGAACAGACACACUUAGUUUUGUUCUUCGAGAACAUGAAAUUGGAGAGUGGGAAGCCUUCAGUCUUCCAGAACUGCAGAAUUUCUUGCGCAUCUUAGACAAGGAAGAGGACGAGCAGCUGCAGAACCUAAAGAGACGCUACACAGCGUACAGACACAAGCUGGAGGAAGCUCUCGGCGAGGCGUGGAAGCCUGGUUAACACGCCAGGCCUCCCUCCAGAAGGAAGGCUCCGCCCAGGACACAUGUACAAAAAAGAGCAGCAAGUGCCUCUCUCCUCAGAGAGCUGGGUCUUUGCCCAUGAUGCUAGAGUCUUCCCUUCUCUCUAGGUGUAGUUCCCAAAACCUGGCCACUCAGCAUCCACUUCUGCAUCUCUGGUUGGGGACUGCGAGCUUGUUUGGUUACAGCAUGGCGAUGUGUGCCUCUUGCGUACAAGCUGUGAACCUGUAGUCACCAGGAACAUUCUAGAGUGAGGGAAGCAUGAACUCUGGGUUGAGUUUUCCUUAUUUUCCUAUAGCUAUUUUCAUUCUGUGGUGGUGAUGUUAAGUGUUAAGGGUGUGCAAAUGACUAUUGAAAAGCUUAACAAGGAAUCUCUCAGAAUACUUGUCCGAUGUUGAAACUACCUGUCUGUUCUGUUUGCUAACUAUCAGAGGAGUCUCUUAUGUGAACUGCAAAGCACAGGAAUGUAGGAAAGCUGGGGAGGGUUUUCUAGGAGUUUGACAAAAGAAAGUAAAGAGCAAGUUUGGAAGAAGGCAUGAGGAGGUAAGGAUGAAUGGAAGUGGUAUGGCUAAAAGUUGGUGGUAGAGGAAGAAAGUGUAUUUGCUUGUAAAUGAGUUAAAAAUGUUCAGAAUUGAGAUGUUAAACCCAUUUUAGGAUUGCUUGAUUUUUCUGGUAGGUGAAAUAAGGAGUCACAGCCAAAGAGCUAGGAGCUCAACCCAAAGGAGGGAAGGACCCAUGAACUCUGCAGUUGACUGCAGAGUCAGAUAGGGAUCUGAGACUUUCAGUGGAGGUAGACCUGACAUGAGCUCUUGUAGCUCCACCCUUAGAUCCUUGACUCUGCCCUCUUGUACUGGACGGUCUAAUGGGUAUAGCAUCCAUGUAGGUAGGGCUUGACCAUUUGAUGACUCCUGUCAAGUUAUAUAGAUUUCUCCCCCCCUUCCCCAAAGUUGCCUUCAAAGUUGAAAGGGAGUUUGGGUAAAGGCAGCUCUUUCCACCCUUGUUAGCUACGAGAUUUAUUGAAUCCAGGACUCAGAGCGAACUUGUGUGACAAUCAUUCUCUUCCGUUUUAUUCCAUCUUACCUUUUACCUGGUCUUCCCUUUUUCUUUUUCCAUCCCUUCUCUCCCUGUCUCUCUCUCUUGUUUCCUCUCCUUUUCUGUUAAAUCUGGAGUCUGUUCUCAUAUGCUGGUUCAAGGCCCAGUACUCCCACAUCCUCAGUUCUAAUGGACUUGACUGAGUAGGAAGCCCCAAGGGAGGAAGAGAGGCCACCUCAGGCAUUUGUUACCGACAUUAUUUUAAUGCAAGUGCAUGUUCUUCCAACCAAAGAAAUGUGUGUGCAAUAGAAGCAAGCCUUCCUUAAAACAGAUACAGUCACCUCCUUUUCUGCAGCUACUUACAAAUCUGAGGAUACAGGGCAAGAUGUGCUAUGGUUUCAGAGGCCUUAUAGGCAGUCUACUUUUAGUCUAGAUUGUUGUUAUUAUUGUUAUUGUUGUUGUUCUUUAUAAAUUCCCAAGGAAUUGUUAACACAUUGGUGACACCUAAUGGAUUCCUUUUGAAAUUCCAAGGUGCUUCAGUUCUUUGCCUCUUACGUGAACUGUGCCUUUUAUUGCAUUAUCUGUUUCUUCUUGGUGGCUCAGUAGACUCAUCAGAGUAUGCCCAUGCUGUUGGAGACAGGGUCUGGUGUUGGUGGUGCUGGGCCCCAUAAACUACCAAAACAAUCAGAUCUUCCCAAGCUUUUAAGGAAAGUUGGGGGUGGGGUGGGGCUAGAACUAGCUAUAAAAUAUGUAUGGCACAUCUUGUUUAAUUUUGCAUGUGACUUCUUUCUAGUGCAUUGAUGAGGUUUUAGUGACUGUCACCCAACACUGCCUUUAUUAUCAGGGAAUGCCUUCAUGAUUUUGUACUGGUUUUACUAUUCAGCUGAUGGCUUGGGUUCGAGUAUACCAUUGUCAGCCACCUGUUCUUCUAAUUACUCAUCCCAGUAAACUUAGAGUUUGGGAAGCAUUCAUUUCUCAGAUGAAGACACUGUUAGAACCUAAAGUAGCAGCUGAUGGGUAUCUGUGAAUUUUUUUUUUUUUUUUUUUUUUUACUUGAAGUAGAUUGUUGAAAAUGGGCAUCUUCAUCUGUAAUUACCCAGAACCUCACGCACUGUCAUGUGCUCUACAAGUUGCAAUUGGAAAAUGUUUCUGUACUCAGAUUUGGUCAGUUCAUGGUGUUUUGAAGACUGAUGGUUCUCUCCUAAGCACUGGUCCCUGUUUUAAUGUGUAAAAGAAGAAACAAAGCCCUGAAGGCCAAGGCAUCAUUGUACAAAUCCUAAUGCCAAAUGAGCUGAGCUUUGCUGUAAUACUGUUCUCUCUUCACAGUGUGGUAUCACAGGGACGGUGUACAUGACGGGGUCUGUCAGGAGAGCAUUUUAAGUCGCACAAGUAAAAAGUUAUAGUAUUUAUAAUUUUGAUGAGUUUAUUUUUUAUUUUUAUAGGGAAGAUUUUUUUUUCUCCCCUAACAUUGAUUCUGGAAUGACAAAAUUGUUUCCAUUAUUAAAAAUUGAAGUUGUUAGCUGA
This is a messenger RNA of Dipodomys spectabilis (banner-tailed kangaroo rat), 3482 nucleotides long. It is a transcript of the gene Rassf3, whose product is annotated as Ras association domain family member 3. The transcript has 5 exons. The record is from RefSeq and is a predicted model, not a curated record. The coding region runs from base 193 to 909 and encodes 238 amino acids. NCBI's taxonomy places the organism in Eukaryota, Metazoa, Chordata, Mammalia, Rodentia, Heteromyidae. Gene Ontology annotation, cellular component: cytoplasm. Gene Ontology annotation, biological process: signal transduction.